AUGGCGUGUACUUCUUUGGAAACCGGCAUCUGUCACAGUGUGUUGGUUCGUCGUAACAAUAAGGGGUUCGGCUUUACGCUGAAGGGGGAGUGCCCUUGUCGAAUCAACACGGUGCAGAAGAACAGUGCUGCCGCGUUGGCAGGUUUAUGUGCCGAAGACAUGCUUAUGCGAGUGAACGAGAUCGACGUUCGUCGCCUGUCCCACCGCGAGAUCGUCGAUAUGAUCGCGGACGCUGGUUCGGCUGUACUUUUGGCAGUUCAGUCGCCCGAGACCCUGCUUAAAAAAAGCCAUAGCAGCAGACCUGCCAUGCGACAGCAGCGUUCUGAGAUCGCUCCAAAGGUAGCUGGUCAGAAGAAGCGGGGUACUCAUCGCAGCUUUUCUUCAACCACCUCGUCGUCAAGGAGUGAACGGCCUUCCAGACUGCUGCUUGCGAAGGGAUCAGAGGUGGCUGUUAUCCAAGAGCCUACUGUCAAGGAGCAAAAACCUCAUCCUGAUGCCUUCGAGAUGGUUGACACGAUGGGGGUCAUGUUGCGGUCAUGCAGACGAAGACGCUCGGUACUGGCUCAGAACAAGUGUGCCAGCGCGCCGGUGUUUGGAGAUGACAUGGGUGAGACAUCGUUGAUCGUCCAUGCAGGCGACCCGUCAUGCUUAGACAGCUGUUCGGAUGAUUCCGACGAAGAUCAGUCGUCAGAUCUAGUGCUCAAGGCGGUUUUAGUUUUUAUUGGUGCCGUGACGGUACCCUCUUUGAGUACGCCAAAAAGAAGUCUUAAAGAGCAGCACGUUAAGACACACACCGUCAUGAUGGAAAUAUAUGCGUCGUACGUCAUCUUGUUGAACUCUAAGCUGGCAAUGAUCCAUCGCUUCGUGGCCAGCGACGUGGCUUUCGUAACAACCUGCAUCGAAAAUGGUCAGUACUUCUGCAUCGUCACACAGCACUGUGAGAAGAACGACGGGAGCGAGUGUUUCGUGUUCGCCAUAGACCCCGGGUUACAAAUGCACUCGUUCCAUUACGGUUAUGCCAAGAAGUUCGGGAUUCGUUGUCAUGCGGGGGUGAUCCCGAAUGGCGUAGGCUGCAACAGCGGUUGUUCCGCGUUUCCCUCUUGUUCACGUCCAGUUGUACGUGCCCUGUCGUCCGUCCUCAAACCCAAAAUUGACCAUGGUCCAUCGAUGACCAGUCGUGGCGGUGGCGAGGCUCUCACGGACAGGAAACGCAUUAGACAUAGCUGCGUCAGCAGCAAUAGCGACAGCGGCAUUAGCAACGCUAAAGACGACGAGCCCCAUUCCUGUUCCACCUGCGAACUCGCUUCCGUGAGCGGCAGCUCCUGUAGUACUGUCGGCGGUUUGCAGCAGUUUUCGCUGUUUCCUCGUAAUAAAAAUGCGACGAUGACUCUGGUGACGACGAAACAAAAGUUUGGAACGAUCGAUGGUGAUUUUGCCAACAUAUCUGAAAGGUCAUACAGCGACCCAAACUUGUUCGUGAAAUCCAGGGCCCCUCUCUCUGGUGUUAGAAAGAUCUACAAAAGCAUGGACGACAAUAAGGAUAGUGAUUCAAGUCCACCAGAUGAAGUACGGUCAGAGCCGCAUUUGGAAUCGGUGGACCAAGAGGUUGUGAAAGACAGGACAAGUAAAAAGUACGCGACCGUUUUACGAAGAAAGCUGAGCAACUAUGUCUCUUCGACGUGGCAGAGCGAUAAAAAAAAGCGAGCGAUAAUUCUUAAGGAGCGAUACGAAAAGUGGAGAAUGGAUUUCGACGAUCUUCUGAAGGAUCCAUUUGGAGUGCGGAUUUUUACGAAAUUCCUUACCGAUCAACACUGUGAGGAGAAUAUCGAGUUUUGGCAGCAAUGCGAGAUUUACAAGGGAAGCGACAGCGACGUGCGUUCGAGCAUGGCCGUAGAUAUUCAUGAUCAAUACUUCGCCAGUGGCUGCACUUAUCCGAUCAACGUUGAUUCCAGUGUCAAACGGAAGGUUGUAGACUCGGUGAAGGAGGGCAUCUUUGAUGAACAUCUGUUUGAACCAGCCCAGCAACAGAUAUUUCUUUUGAUGAAGUUCGAUUGCUACCCAAGGUUUCUAAAGUGGCUCAAUUUUGACCUGGUUAUGUCGGAGUGCGAGUCAACCUCACUGAAAAGAGAGGAGCAAUCCACGUUGGAAAAGCCGUUAAAUGCCUCGGUGCUACAAAAACUUAACCGUCCGGAAAGUAAAGAAGAAGAGCGCAAACAAAAGGCGUAUGACAUCAUGGUUUCCUUUGAAGGGAAGACGUGA
This is a messenger RNA of Soboliphyme baturini, 2259 nucleotides long. Lineage: Eukaryota; Metazoa; Nematoda; Enoplea; Dioctophymatida; Soboliphymatidae. The record is from the annotation of a GenBank genome assembly.